Cavia porcellus (domestic guinea pig) is the source of this 2992-nucleotide messenger RNA. It is a transcript of the gene Mepce, whose product is annotated as methylphosphate capping enzyme. Bases 431 to 2467 code for a protein of 678 amino acids. The record is from RefSeq and is a predicted model, not a curated record. Lineage: Eukaryota; Metazoa; Chordata; Mammalia; Rodentia; Caviidae. Gene Ontology annotation, biological process: snRNA modification. The transcript is spliced from 4 exons. Gene Ontology annotation, molecular function: snRNA binding; O-methyltransferase activity; RNA methyltransferase activity.
GGGUGGUGGGCUUCUGGUGGGGGACUAAAGGGAGGCUAUAUUUAAACUCCUGGAGCCGUUAAGUUGGUUCGCAUUCGGAUGCGCGCGCAGCCAGGGUGGUGGCGGAGUGCGCAUGCGUGGUCCGGGGGCGAGAAGAACGCGCGCUAGCCGUGCGCGCUCGCGGCGGAGUGGUAGUGGUGGCGGAGAAAGGGGUCGGCGCACGCGCGGUUGAUUCUUCGGGUUGUUCGGGUCUCGCGGGCAUCUUGUUUUGGGCUCGCGGGCGAGUAGGGCGCGCUUCGGGGAGGGGGAAAGCGCUUGGGCUCGAGGCGAUCGGAACAGAGCUGCGCGCGCACUCGGGAAAGGGGGGAAGGGAACGCGGUCCAGGAAAGGGGGCUUAAGCCCCCGAUCUCCCCACCCCCGUACUCCGACUGGGACGGAAUAAGGGGAGGAAAUGAUCGAGAUGGCGGCGGAGAAGGAGCCGUUUCUGGUGCCGGCCCCGCCGCCUCCACUCAAAGAUGAGUCGGGCGGAGGGGGCGGCCCCGGGGUGCAGCCGCACCGGGAGGCCGCCUCCGGAGAGCCCUGCGGCGGGACAGAGCGCAGCCCGGGCCCCUGCACACUCUCGGUGGGGCCUCCGGGUUCUGGGACCCCUGCCAGUCCCCGGGGCGGUCCGGCCCAGCCGCAGCGAGGGGGCGGCCCCCAGGCGCAGCCGCACGGGGAGGCCCGCCUGGCGGAGCCCCACGGGCGAGCCGCUCCCCAGGACGUGGGGGAGGAGCGCCGGGGAGGGGCGGGGACUGAACUGGGGCCCCCUGCCCCUCCCCGGCCCCGAAAUGGCUACCAACCUCACCGGCCCCCCGGGGGAGGUGGGGGCAAGAGAAGAAAUAGCUGUAAUGUGGGAGGAGGUGGUGGCGGCUUCAAACAUCCGGCCUUUAAGAGACGCCGGCGGGUGAAUUCGGACUGUGAUCCCGUGUUGCCUUCCAACUUCCUCCUGGGGGGCAAUAUCUUUGAUCCCCUGAACCUGAAUAGCCUCCUGGAUGAGGAAGUGAGUCGUGCACUUAAUGCGGAGACCCCUAAGUCAUCCCCACUUCCGGCCAAGGGACGAGAUCCAGUGGAGAUCCUCAUCCCCAAAGAUAUCACAGACCCGCUCAGUCUCAAUACUUGCACUGAUGAGGCCCACGUAGUUCUUGCUUCGCCACUCAAGACUGGUCGCAAGCGGCAUAGACACCGGGGACAGCACCACCAACAGCAGCAGGCAUCUGGAGGGACCGAUAGCCACGCGGUGCUACCCACAGCCCCCUUGACUCCCUCACUUCAAGGGGAGGGUGCCACGCAGCAACAACGGCACCGGGGCCAGAACCGGGAUGCCCCCCAACCCUAUGAACUCAACACAGCCAUCAACUGCAGGGAUGAGGUCGUGUCUCCCCUUCCAUCUGCCCUGCAGGGUCCCUCAGGCUCCCUUUCAGCCCCUCCAGCUGCCUCAGUUACCUCUGCACCCUCGUCUUCCUCCUCCCGACAUCGCAAACGACGCAGGACUUCCAGCAAGUCGGAGGCAGGGGCUAGGGGUGGAGGCCAGGGUCCCAAGGAAAAGGGCCGAGGGAGUGGGGGAGGCCGCCACCACCCGCUACCUACAGCAGGCUUCAAAAAGCAACAGCGCAAGUUCCAGUAUGGGAAUUAUUGCAAGUACUAUGGGUAUCGCAAUCCUUCCUGUGAGGAUGGGCGCCUUCGGGUGUUGAAGCCUGAGUGGUUUCGGGGCCGGGACGUCCUUGAUCUUGGCUGCAAUGUGGGUCAUCUCACCCUGAGCAUUGCCUGCAAGUGGGGCCCAUCCCGCAUGGUAGGGCUGGAUAUCGAUGCCCGGCUCAUCCACUCAGCCCGCCAAAAUAUCCGACACUACCUGUCUGAGGAGCUGCGUCUCCCACCACAGACUUCUGAGCAGGAGCCAGGGGGAGAAAGUGAGGAAGGGACUGCCACCGUCAAAAAAAGAAGCUGCUUCCCAGCCUCACUGACAGCCAGCCGGGGUCCUAUUGCAGCACCCCAAGUCCCCUUGGAUGGAGCAGACACAUCUGUCUUCCCCAACAAUGUGGUCUUCGUCACGGGCAACUAUGUGCUGGAUCGAGAGGAGUUGGUGGAGGCCCAGACAGCUGAGUAUGAUGUGGUGCUCUGCCUCAGCCUCACCAAGUGGGUGCAUCUGAACUGGGGAGACGAGGGAUUGAAGCGCAUGUUCCGAAGGAUCUACAGGCACCUGCGCCCUGGAGGCAUUCUGGUCCUAGAGCCCCAGCCAUGGUCAUCCUAUGGCAAGAGAAAGACUCUCACAGAAACAAUCUACAAGAACUACUACCGAAUCCAGCUAAAGCCGGAACAGUUCAGUUCUUACCUGACAUCCCCAGAGGUGGGCUUCUCCAGCUAUGAGCUCGUGGCCACACCCCACAACACCUCCAAAGGCUUCCAGCGUCCUGUGUACCUGUUCCACAAGGCCCAUUCCCUGGACCACUAAGUGGCCCCCUGAAGAGAUGGUGUGAAGAGGCUGCCCUUGCUGCUUCUAAGGACCUGGGAGAAAACUAUCCCAGGUCUUUCUGACUCUAAAGUUCCUGUCUUGGAUCUGCAAAGAAAGCUUUUUAAAAAGUUGCUGCUCCAGCCACCUCCCUACAUCCUCUGGCAUUUGAGCAGCAAGUCCAGCUGUGCUGGAGUUACUGUCAUCUUCUGCUCCCCCUGCCCAUUGGGCUGGAUGGCAUGGAUGGAUUGCUGAUCUGUUCUCCUAGGAUAUGGGAAGUGGCAAGCAUCAAAUUCUCCAAUCCUUUCCUUCCACUCUCCCAGGGAGAUUCUCUGUUCUCCUCAGCCCUUUUCUCUAGCUGCAGUUCAGUGGACCACAGAAUAGACUGAGGGUUAGAGGGGGAAGCUUGGCAGGGAGGCACACUGUACUGUGAAAAUCCUUCCUUCUGCUGUCCCCCAGUGGGGAAGAGGGCUGGGUUUGGAAUGCGAGAGCACAAUAAACUUGAUGUCUUGGGCAAUGGCCCCCACA